AUGGCUAAUCAGGAACGAUUGAUCAACGACUUCUGCGACUUGGUACGGAUCGAUAGCCCGUCCGGAGAGGAGUGGGACGUAGCUCUCCAGGUAUCCGAUCGGCUGUCCAACCUCGGCUUCCAGGUUGGCCGCGAUGAACACGGCAAUGUCAUCGCCCGGGAGGACGGAGAUAGUCCCCUCCUUCUCUCGGCACACAUGGACACCGUGGACCCCGGCCGCAGCAUCAAGCCCCAGGUGGUCGGCGACCGCGUCACCUCGGAUGGCAACACCAUCCUGGGCGGCGACUGCAAGGCCGGCGUCGCCGCAAUCCUGGAGGCGCUCCAGGCUGUCCAUGAGGACGGUCGCCCCCGCCGUCCCGUCCAGGUCGUGUUCACCCGGGGCGAGGAAAUCGGCCUGGUUGGCGCAUCGAACCUGGACUUCUCGAUGAUCAGCAGCACGGAGGCCGUCGUCUUCGACGGCAACGGCCCGGUGAACACCAUCACCGGCGGCAGCCCCACUUACAUGGCCUUCGACAUCGACAUCAAGGGCAGGGGUGCUCACGCCGGCGUCGAACCGGAGAAGGGUCUGUCCGCCAUCCGGAUCGCCAGCGACAUCAUCGCGGAACUCCCCCAGGGCCGCAUCGACCACGAGACUACUUUCAACGUAGGCACCAUCUCCGGCGGUACCGUUCGCAACGCCGUUCCCUCCGAGGCCACCGUGUCCGGCGAAUUCCGCAGCAUGAACACGGAGUCCCUGGAGCUGAUGCGCAUGCAGCUCGUUACCGCCCUGGACACCAUCCGCGGCCGCUACUCGGACGCCGAGAUCAACGAAAAUCUGGAGAUGAUGUUCCAGAUGUACCGCCUGGACCCCAAUGAGGCCACCGCCCAGCUCGUGACCCGCGUCAUGCGCGAUAUGGGACUUAACCCCGACAUCAGGCCCUCCGGUGGCGGCACCGACGGCAACGUGUUCCGCCUUCACGGCAUCGAGAGUGUCGUGGUUGGCAUGUCCACCAACCUCAUGCACACCAUCGAUGAGUACGUCGUCGUCCCCGAUCUGGUGAACACCGCCCGCUUCUGCGAGGAACUCAUGACCUUCGGCGCCUGA
This is a messenger RNA of Geodia barretti, 1083 nucleotides long. NCBI's taxonomy places the organism in Eukaryota, Metazoa, Porifera, Demospongiae, Tetractinellida, Geodiidae. The record is from the annotation of a GenBank genome assembly.